CCGCGCGCGUCCGCUCGGAGCGAGCCGCCAUGUUGUCGGUGUGAAAGCAAGGGAGCUUCUGCGUACCGGGGCUGAAAUCCGUCACCAUCCGCAUCCUCCACCUUCUCUGGUGGAAUGAGCGUAGCGUGUGUGUUGAAGAGGAAAGCUGUGCUCUGGCAGGAUUCGUUCAGCCCCCACCUGAGACUGCCUCCCCCUGACAGGCCAUUACCCAGCAUGCCUGUGGUGCUGAGUGCUGCGGGCCACACCCCCCAACCGGGCCCUUCUCCACAGGCCCCUCCCCCUACACAGGGAGCCGGGCGCUCUCAAGAUGACGCCAUGGUGGACUACUUCUUCCAGCGGCAGCAUGGAGACCAGCCUGGCUACAACAAUUGCAAACACCGCUGGCCCACCAGUGACAACAUCCAUCCAGACAACCAGGUACGAUCAAUGGAUGAGCUCAACCAUGAUUUCCAAGCGCUUGCGCUGGAAGGCCUAGCAAUGGGAGAGCAGCUCCUUCCUGGGAAGAAGUUCUGGGAAACGGAUGAUUCGGGGAAAGAUGGACCAAAAGGGAUCUUUCUGGACCAGUGGAGGGAUAGUGCUUGGGGAGCCUCUGAUCAUUCAGUUUCCCAGCCGAUCAUGGUGCAGCGUCGACCUGGUCAGGGCUUCCACGGUGUCGGAGAAGCUGGAUCAGUGCUCUCGCCACGUUCUGAGAGCGGUGGAUUGGGAGUUUCCAUGGUGGAAUAUGUGCUAAGCUCCUCCCCUGCUGAGAAAAUGGAUUCUUGUCUGCGCAAAGGAGCGUAUGGCCCGAGAGAUCCUGAAACGGAUGACCCUGAGAAAAGGGUGGAAGCAAUACCCAAAACAACAUUCGACCCGGAGAGGAAGGAACUAAAGGAGACAGAGACGGUUGUUUUAGAUAACCCAAACGGACUGCCCAAUCAGAAUGGACUUGAUGUGGACGUUAAGGAUUAUAGUCGUAUUCCUGGUAACUGCCCUCCGACUGGCCCGGAGGUGGAGUUGGGCGGACCAGAAUUGGUUGGAGGUGCCGGUCCAAAACCACCAGAGGAGUUCUCGAAUGUCGAAACCCAAAAUGUGCCCUUGGACCACAUGGAAUCUGUUUCCAUGGAGACUUUGCAGUUUGAGUACCCUGGAGGCCAGCUGCCUCUUGACUCCACAGCUGCUACAGUUGGCCUGUUUGACUACAACUCUCCUCAGCAGCAGCUGUUCCAGAGACCCAGCGCUCUGACGGUACAGCAGCUCACCGCAGCCCAGCAGCAGUACGCUCUCGCUGCGGCUCAACAACAACACAUCGGUUUGGCACAGGCUGCAUUCGUAUCGAACCCUUACAUCAUCAGCACGGCUCCGCCUGGGACUGACCCAUACGCUGCUGGGCUUGCCGCUGCUGCCACCCUUGGUCCGGCGGUGAUGCCCCCUCAGUACUAUGGUGUGACUCCCUGGGGUGUGUACCCUGCCAACCUAUUCCAGCAGCAGGCUGCCAACCCUUCCAACUCUGCCAACCAGCAGACAGCUGCACAGAAUCAGCAGAACCAACAACAGGUGAUGCGUGGAGGUGGAAAUCAACGACCUUUGACCCCCAGCCAAGGACAGCAGAAUCAGCAAAAUGAGCAGCUUGUGGCCGCAGCAGCCGUGAACUCCGCAUUGGCUUUUGGGCAGGGUCUCGCAGCAGGGGUACCUGGUUACCCCAUGUUAGCCCCUGCUGCGUAUUAUGACCAGACAGGUGCACUUGUGGUAAAUACAGGUGCUCGUGGUGGCCCUGUUCGACUUAUGGCCCCUGCAUCAGUUAUCAUCAGCCAAUCAGCAGCAGUUGCAGCUGCAGCUGCCUCAGCGGGUGGAGCUAAUGCAGGUCUUGGGGGCGGAGCAAGCGGGGCAUUCCGUGCGUUGGGUUCCCAGCAAGCUCCUGGGCAGCAGGGAAGCGGGGGUUUGGGCGGAAGCUCUUUUUAUGGGGGUGGCUCUCCGAGCUCUUCCUCGCAGAGCUCUUCGCUAUUUUCACAAGGCUCUGCCCAGCCAGGAAGCACUUCACUUGGAUUUAAUGGAAACCCCUCUUCUUCUCUGGGAGCCACGCUUGGAGCAACACUCGGAGGUUUCGGUACUGCAGUGGCUACUUCCAGUUCCGGUGGUUCACGCCGAGAUUCUCUUACAGGCAGUUCUGAUCUAUACAAGCGCACACCCAGUAGUCUCCCCCCUAUCGGCCAUGGCCCUUUCUACAACGGCCUCGGCUUUAGCUCCUCCCCUGGACCUGUUGGCAUGCCACUUCCUAACCAAGGCCCCUCCCACUCUCUGACCCCACCUCCUUCGCUCUCAACACAUGGAUCUUCAAGUAGUUUGAAUCUUGGUGGACUAACCAAUGGUAGUGGACGUUUCAUCUCGGCAGCUCCAGGAGCAGAGGCAAAGUACCGCAGUGCCACCACCGGCUCGUCUCUCUUCAGUCCCAGCAGCCAGCUCUUCCCGUCGUCACGGCUACGCUACGGUAUUUCCGAUGUGAUGCCGUCAGGACGCAGCCGUCUACUCGAGGACUUUAGGAAUAACCGCUACCCCAACCUGCAGCUGAGAGAGAUCGCAGGACAUGUCAUGGAGUUCUCUCAGGAUCAGCAUGGCUCCAGGUUUAUUCAACUAAAAUUAGAGCGAGCAAGUCCUGCAGAACGCCAGUUGGUCUUCAAUGAGAUUUUGCAGGCAGCGUACCAGCUCAUGGUUGACGUGUUUGGAAAUUACGUCAUCCAGAAGUUCUUUGAGUUUGGCAGUCUGGAUCAGAAGUUGGCGCUGGCCGAGAGGAUCCGAGGUCAUGUUUUAUCUCUGGCCCUGCAGAUGUACGGCUGCAGAGUGAUCCAGAAAGCUCUGGAGUUCAUCCCUUCGGACCAACAAGUCAUUAAUGAGAUGGUUCGGGAGCUUGAUGGACAUGUGUUAAAGUGUGUAAAGGAUCAAAAUGGCAACCAUGUGGUGCAGAAGUGCAUUGAGUGUGUUCAGCCUCACGCUCUUCAGUUCAUCAUUGAUGCCUUCAAGGGACAGGUGUUUGCUCUGUCCACACACCCAUAUGGUUGUCGAGUGAUCCAGCGUAUUCUGGAGCACUGCCUGCCUGAGCAGACCCUACCCAUACUGGAGGAGAUACAUCAACAUACCGAGCAGCUGGUACAGGAUCAGUAUGGAAAUUACGUAAUUCAGCACGUUUUGGAGCACGGCCGUGCAGAAGACAAGAGCAAGAUCGUCUCCGAAAUCAGAGGAAAUGUUUUGGGGCUCAGCCAGCAUAAGUUUGCCAGUAAUGUUGUGGAGAAGUGCGUGACCCACUCCUUGCGUGCGGAGCGAGCGAUGCUGAUCGAUGAGGUAUGCAGUAUGGCGGACGGGCCGCACAGUGCCUUAUACACCAUGAUGAAGGACCAGUACGCCAACUACGUUGUGCAGAAAAUGAUCGAUGUUGCAGAGCCUACGCAACGCAAGAUUGUAAUGCACAAGAUCCGGCCCCAUAUUGCGACGCUGAGGAAGUACACUUACGGAAAGCACAUUUUGGCCAAACUGGAGAAGUACUACAUGAAGAAUGGCGUUGACCUCGGCCCGAUCUGCGCUCCCGCCAACGGCAUCUUGUAAACCCUUCCCAUAACUAGGAUGCCUGUGUCUGUGUGUUCUUGUGUGUGUUUCCACACCCAACAUUAGGGAGGUUGGGUCAGAUUCGCUGAAACCCUUCUGUCAUUGCUGAAUCGUCCGCGACCCUUUUUUCCCCUUCCUGUUUAUAUCUUUUUUGUUUCUUGCUCUACUACCUAAAUGAGGGUCCUUUUCGGGUCCCGUAUGUAUGUAAUGGAAGAAUAUUUGAUUUAUCCCACUUUCGAAACGUAGGCUUGCGCAAACACACUUUAUUGCUCUGCAACUCCUUUCUAACGCGCAUAUUCUUUCAUAACACACACAUUAUUGCUAACACUUGAUUGCUAACACGCAGACAAUAAGCAUGGGAGACGUUUUUGGUCUUGCUUCUAUAAACUAUUUAGUGCAUACUUGAUGUAGACCUUUGCAUAUAUAUAAAUAUAUAUAUAUAUAUAUAUAUAAACUUUGUAGUUUUUCUGGUUUUUGAUGUCCAAUCUGUAUCUAUAAUCUUCCCCAGUAGUGAAUACAUACUUCUGAUUGUAUAAUUGUACAUUUGUAAACCUUCGCUAAUGUAAAUGUGGACUUGCUUCUACAGCCCUUUUUUGGUAUGAGAAGAAAAAAAGACGAUGGAUUAAAAUCUUGUGCAUUUCAGUGUAAAUUCUCACCUUUUUGGUUGUGGUUUCCGAGUUAUGAGUUGUUAUAUAUUGUAAAUUGUAAUAUGAAAUUUUUGUUGGUUUUGAAGCCCUUUGGAUUAUUACUGCAUAGAUGUACAAAGAACAGAGAAAAUGCGCACUGCUUUUAGCCACUCACCAGCCACCUCUUUUUCACUUCCACUCAUUUCUUUUUUAAGGUCUUUUAUAGUCCCUCCCUCGCUCCAGGGCAGGUAGCAUCGAGCGCGUUUGUGUGUAUGUGUUUGACGCGUUAGACUGCCCUGGGUCAGAGUUAGAGGUAUGUACAGAUUUGCCAUUCUUUUGUCUACUUGUAAGUGAUUGUAACAUACUGGCCAUUGGUUUUUGAUUUGGACACUCUCCGGUGUAUAUUUAAACAGCCUUGUGUAUAUUUCCUAUGAUUCUCUUUAUGCAGGCACACUUGUAACCAUAAUGUGUAUAGGUAACAGAUUCUGUGUGUGCUUUCUGCCUGGGCAACUAUUUUUUGUAACUCCAGUUGUAGAUUGUCUCUAAACAAUGUGUGAUCUUUAUUUUGAAAACAAAACAAUGAAAAAAAUUCAAAAUUU
Messenger RNA from Triplophysa dalaica, 4798 nucleotides. It is a transcript of the gene pum1, whose product is annotated as pumilio RNA-binding family member 1. Gene Ontology annotation, molecular function: mRNA 3'-UTR binding. The coding region runs from base 115 to 3573 and encodes 1152 amino acids. Gene Ontology annotation, biological process: miRNA processing; regulation of mRNA stability. Lineage: Eukaryota; Metazoa; Chordata; Actinopteri; Cypriniformes; Nemacheilidae. Gene Ontology annotation, cellular component: cytoplasm; cytosol. The record is from RefSeq and is a predicted model, not a curated record. The transcript has 22 exons.